GGCUAAAUGCUAUAGCUGAUAGCUUAAAAGCAGAAGAAAUGAAUCACAGUAAAAAGCUAGCUGCAACGGAGUCAACCUCCAAAUCAACUGCGGCGAUGGCGAGAAAGCGAAGCAGCAAAACGACGUUGAUCUUCUUCGUUUUGCUUUCCAUUGUAGCUUUCGUUGCUUUCGUUCCCGUCUUCGCUUCUCUCCCUUCUCUUUCCUCUCACUCUCACGAUCUUCACCUCCAUCUUCGUCUUCAUCAGCGUCAGCAUCGUCUCGAAAAAAGUGAUGCUAGAAAGUUUGAAAUUGCGGAGGAUAUGUUUUGGAAAGAUGGAAAGCCUUUUCAGAUAAUUGGUGGUGACUUGCAUUAUUUCCGCAUUCUUCCUGAGUACUGGGAAGAUAGGCUUUUAAGAGCAAAAGCACUGGGACUGAAUACCAUUCAAACUUAUAUUCCUUGGAAUUUGCAUGAACCGGAGCCUGGCAAACUGGUUUUUGAAGGCAUUGCAGAUCUAGUAUCAUUUCUCAAACUUUGCCAGAAGUUAGGUCUCCUUGUUAUGCUUCGAGCUGGGCCUUAUAUUUGUGCAGAGUGGGAUCUUGGAGGAUUCCCAGCUUGGUUACUUGCCAUAGAACCAGAUAUCAGACUAAGGUCAUCAGAUCCUGCUUACCUCCAAUUGGUUGAAGGAUGGUGGGGAGUCCUACUUCCAAAAGUAGCUCCUCUUCUUUAUGGUAAUGGAGGUCCUAUUAUAAUGGUUCAGAUAGAAAAUGAAUUUGGGUCAUAUGGAGAUGAUAAAGCUUAUCUUCGUCACCUGGUGAAGUUGGCUAGAGGACAUCUUGGGGAAGACAUUAUUUUGUAUACUACAGAUGGAGGUUCUCGAGAAACUCUUGAAAAAGGAACCCUUGUAGGAGAUGAUGUCUUUUCCGCUGUUGACUUCACUACUGGGGAUGAUCCUUGGCCCAUAUUUGAGUUACAAAAGGAGUUCAAUUCCCCUGGGAAAUCACCACCACUUUCUUCGGAGUUUUAUACAGGUUGGCUUACACAUUGGGGUGAGAAGAUUGCAAGGACAGAUGCAGAUUUUACCGCAGCUGCCUUGGAAAAGAUUUUGUCACGAAAUGGUUCUGUCGUGCUUUAUAUGGCACAUGGUGGAACAAACUUUGGAUUUUAUAAUGGGGCAAAUACAGGUGCUGAUGAGUCAGAUUACAAGCCUGAUCUAACUUCCUAUGAUUAUGAUGCGCCAAUUACGGAGUCUGGUGAUGUGGACAAUGCAAAAUUCAAAGCCAUAAGGAGAGUGGUGGGGAAAUAUAGUUCAGUAUCUCUUCCUUCAUUUCCUUCCAGUAAUAAAAAGACAGGAUAUGGUUUUAUCCAGUUACAAAAAACAAGAAGUUUAUUUGAUUUACUUGAUGGGUUUGAUUCUGCACACAUUGUUGAAGCUGAAAAUCCAACUGCAAUGGAGUAUUUCUACCAGAUGUUUGGAUUUCUAUUAUAUGUAUCUGAAUAUGCAUCGAAAGCUGGUGGAAAUAAGCUAUUUAUACCAAAGGUGCAUGACAGAGCUCAAGUGUUCAUAUCAUGCCCUUCUAGAGCUGAUGGUGGACGAGUAUCAUAUGUUGGUACAAUUGAAAGAUGGUCAAAUCAAGCAAUUUACCUUCCUAAUGCUAAAUGUGUUUCUAACACCAGCUUAUUUAUUUUGGUUGAAAACAUGGGCCGUGUAAAUUAUGGACCAUACUUGUUUGACAGGAAGGGAAUUUUGUCUUCUGUUUAUGUAGAUGGGAGAGUUUUGAACAGAUGGAAAAUGAUCCCAAUUCCUUUCCAAAACCUGAAUGAGGUGCCAAAGUUCAAUCCUGUCAUUCAAGUUGCAUCUGAAUUCCCUAAAGUAUCCAUCCGCAAAAAGUUAGAGCACAAGUCAGAGGAUGUUUUAGAAGGACCAUCAUUCUACACUGGUCAUUUCUCUAUUGAUAAAACUAGUGAAGUUACAGAUACAUUCAUUUCGUUUAGAGCCUGGGGUAAAGGGAUUGCUUUUGUUAAUGAAUUCAACAUCGGAAGAUAUUGGCCAACUUCAGGACCACAAUGCAACCUUUAUAUCCCUGCUCCAAUCCUUCGGCAUGGGGAAAAUGUUUUGGUGAUAUUCGAGUUAGAAUCACCAAACCCUGAGCUUGUGGUUGAUUCAGUUGAUCAGCAAGAUUUCAAUUGUGGAUCAAGUAAAGCAAGUGUGCGUCAACUUUAAAGCCACCUGAAUGCCAAGUUUGGAGAUGGUAGAGCAUCACAGUUAAACCUCCAAUCCACCAUGGCUGGACCAUCAGAGAAUGUUUCCCUUGCAGCCUUGCAGGAUUGUCUUAUAACAUAAAAGCAUCAUAUCACAUUUGUUGUCCUUGCCCUCAGGGAAUGUGCCUUUGGGUGGAUGGAGGUGGGCGAAAGUUGUAAAAAAAAAAAAAAACAUAGCACUGGAUUGUUUAUGUAGGACUCGAGAGACACACUUCUAUUGUUACCAAAAUUAUGCCUUUUGGUUAAAAUUGUAUGAAAAUCAAUCACAGUUGAAUUUGAAUGGCAA
Messenger RNA from Theobroma cacao (cacao), 2525 nucleotides. RefSeq names its product beta-galactosidase 17 (gene BGAL17). Lineage: Eukaryota; Viridiplantae; Streptophyta; Magnoliopsida; Malvales; Malvaceae. The record is from RefSeq and is a predicted model, not a curated record. Gene Ontology annotation, molecular function: beta-galactosidase activity. Gene Ontology annotation, biological process: carbohydrate metabolic process.